GUCAGGAUGUUCACCCUCGACACACUUUUUACUGCCGUGGGUCUGGCAGGCGCGCUGGCGAUGGCCACACCCAUCGUCCGGCAAGAUUGCGCGUCCGUGUACCUCAUCCAUGCCGCGGGCACGUCCGAGAGCGGCCUCGGAGCCGUGGGCGAGCCGUUGUCGGGGAACUUGACCUCUGCUCUUCCAUCGUUCUCCUCUGUUGGCUUGGAUUCCAGCGUUGAGUAUGUGGUGACCGUCGCCGAGGGCGCGCAAACGCUGGCAGACCUCAUCGCGAGCCAAGCCUCCGCCUGCCCCGACCAGAGGUUUAUCCUGAGUGGAUAUUCCAAGGGCGCCAUGGUAGUCCACUCAUCGACGGCGGACCUGACCGACGACUUGAUCAGCAAGGUCUGCGGGAUCGCCGUUUUCGGGGACCCCGACGAUGAGAAGGGCUUGGGCGCCAUCUAUGGGCUGGCGGACACGUGGCCCAUCGCAGAACCACAGAUCGGGACGAACAUCCUUGAAUUUUGCAACGAAGGCGACCCUGUCUGUGACGGAGGCGCCGAUAUCGACGCGCAUUUGGCGUAUCCCUCGGACGGCUCUGUGCUACAGGCGGCGACUGGGCUCGCGGCGGUUUGCGCGUGA
Molecule: messenger RNA, 621 nt
Organism: Schizophyllum commune H4-8
Lineage: Eukaryota; Fungi; Basidiomycota; Agaricomycetes; Agaricales; Schizophyllaceae
Product: alpha/beta-hydrolase
Exons: 9
Coding region: 7-621 (204 amino acids)
Molecular function (GO): hydrolase activity
Source: RefSeq, a predicted model, not a curated record